AGCCAACUUUAAAUUGUUCUACCAACACUCAACAGAAAUGUCCAUUGAUGAGGCCAUGAAAGGAUAUAAAGGAUGCACAGAACUUAGACAAGUACAUGUCAGCAAAACCAGAGAAGUUUGGCAUCAAAUUCUGGGCAAAGUGUGAUAUCAGCACAUUUUUCAUGAGUAACUAUGCUGCAUUUAUAUAAGCUGUAAGGUUUGCUCAAAACAUAUUGGGAAAUGGGUGACCAGCGCAAAAGAAACCUGCACUAUCAUUAAAACAUCAAGAACAAAGAAAUAAAAAAAGGCCAGUUGGGGAACAUUUCCACCUUAAGUUAGUGGUUAUUUAUGGGAGGAUCAGACAGUAGUAGUGAUUGGAUGGACAUAGAGAAAAAGAUGGGAAAAUUUAACAUGUUUAAGAUACAUAGACUCAAAUUGUUAUUUCAAAGGAAAAUAAAAUUAAUAUGAAUGAACUCUAAUGUGUGAUUAAACUUUGUUUAACAUUUAUUAUUAGACCAGCUUGGAUUUGUAUUGUCACCCCUCAUCUCCUCUUUGGGUUUUGUUAUGUGGCAAAAGUAAUUUAAUAAUCUUUAGUAAUUGAAUUAGCCAAUUUUUUUGGCCUUCGACCAGCAAUAGGGAUAUCCCCCUAGGCCCCUAUAUUGCUAAUGCCAUCUAGCAGGGAUAUCCCUCUGCUAAUAAAAAUUUGCUAAAUUAUAAUUUUAAAUAAUAACAAUUUCAAUUAUCCAAUCAUUUUUUUAAUUAUAAAAUAACUUCUAUCAGCCAAUCAAAUUUGUCAGUGCCCCUUUUUACAAUCUUGUAUCUUUGUUGAGGUCACUUUCAAAAUUCACGCUAAUGGCAAAGCCACGCCAAUUUAUUCUACUGCUUUCAAGGCUUUUAACUUCAGUUUGCCAUUUCAAUUGUGAUAUUGUGACGAAAUAUAUUUAUUUUUUGUGUGUGUGUACUUUUGUUUGUCUAUUAAUUGUCAUUGUAUUUAGAAGACGAGAUUUACCAUGAUUCUAAUGCUUUUCUUCAUUACCAUGUGUGCCUAAUAAAUCAUGGUUAUUUGCCCAAACUGGUCUUUUAUUGUUUUUACUGCUGUGAUAGAGAAAUUUAUAACACUAUCACUUUGUACUUGGGAAUUCCGACCAUUAUGGCAACCAGGUAGAUACAAUUAAUGGUGUUACUAGACCAUUUCACAAGACAAGAGCAAGGAAUAGCAGGUUGAAGCAGGACUCUAAAUAAUUUUAAGUUAAAUGAGCAUCUCUAAUUACAGUAAAGAAUAUCAGUAAAGCCUUUACAAUAUCUGGGACAUUUGUCAUCAAUUUUUUUUUAAAUCAAUCUUAUCUUUAACUUUAUUUAGGCACCAGCUCCAUUGACAUAAACUACAAGCAUUUCUCCUUGAGGGGCUCUACACAUGAAACCAGGACAGGGCUCACUGCAGAAGGACAACCAGGAGACCCGUCCGGAUCCGUCAGCCAAUAAACAAGCUGCUCGAAGUAUUCUCCGGGGAACAGGGCAGAGACAUUCUGGGAACGCCACUCCAAGAGGCAGACAAUGCCAGGGAUGUGUGGGAAAGUCCGCAGCGGCAUGUAGACUGUAUCCAAGACCCAUCCAACAUUUCCUUGUACACUCAGACGUGGAUCCUCAAAAAGGGCACCAAUAAGGUAUAUUUGUAAUAUAAUUACAGACUGUCCAAUUAACAAAGAAGACAAUAAAGAAAUGCAAUGGCGUACGUUGCAAGUUGACUACACAUCCUGCUAACUUCUUGUCAUCACUUGCAUUGAUCUACUGAUGCCAUCCCCACCCCUGGAAAAUAAUCUCUGGAUCCAUCCUGCCAAUAUUACAGCGACAUAUUCAAUGAUUGACUGCUCAGUCCAUGUGUGAUGUUCAUGUUCAUACCCAAAGGACUUUUUUUUUAAAUGGAAAUAACAUAUCGUUAAUUUCAAAAUGAAUAAUAAUCAAUAAAAUCAACUUUGAUUUAAUCUACUCUCCCUUUCACACUACUAAAUGACUUAAAUCAUAUCAACUGUAAUGUACAAGAAUCAUGUCUAAUUAUUUCGUUACCCUCCAAUACGACAAAUAGAAAAUAAGUUUAAAUAGUUCAGUAUAGGUUUUCAUCAUUGACCUCCACGCGCUAACAUUCAUGCCAACGAAAGAUAUCAAAAUAAGUUGUAGAACUUGUUUAUCAAUCGUUGUAAAAUAAAUACAGUUCAGUUUCAAAGGUUUUCAUAUUAGAAUAUACAUCAUGAUGCUAAAUUAUUAAUGUUUCUUUGUUGUUAAAAAUGUUACUAUACUUUGUCAUCUAUAAUGAGCAUUAUUUUUAUAUAUAUUUCGUAUGACUAUUAAUUUUUAUCUAAGACUCUCUCUCUUUUUUUUUAAAUGAAUCAUUUUGCAACAUUUUAUUAAAUUAUGACAUGUAGAUGAAAAACUUCAAUACUAAACUAAUUUAUACCUGAAAUAAUAAUACAGUUCUUUACUACCUAUAGUAUAUAACUAAAAUGUACCUAGGUUUAAAAUAUAAUCCAAAUGUUCCCAUAACUAAUGAAUACUUCAAUCUGUCACUGUGAUGUACCUAAAAUUGUAACUAAAAUGUUCCUAAUGGGAACCCUCAAGAAUUGUAUCCAGAACCUGCCCAGCCUGUCCUUUUACAAUCAGACAAGGACCCUCAAGAAGGGCACCAGGACCAUGUCCACAUACCGCUGUGCCAGAGGAUCCACAUCCCUGGAGUCCUUCCACCUGCAUCUGAACAGGUUCAUUCCCAGUGAGAUUACUGUUUGUGGCUCAAUUCUGAUUUUGUUGACAGGCACAGAUUCUGAGUUGCAUGUUAUAGGUACCAGCGCCAAUGAUGUCCACUAUCAGGCGUUUCUCCUAGAGGGGCUCUACAGGUGGAGGCUCCACUGUUCCACAUUUACAGUGGACUUCUGUGAUUUCUGUGAACCAGCUGUCACAGACUGUCCAGGGGAACCCUCUAGACCCGGCAUUCCAGCACCCCAGAGCCUACACAGGAGAGUUGAUUGGGGUGGAGUAUUUGUACUCCCAGACAGGCAAGGCCCUCCAAGCCAUACCAUUGGAGGAGGACCAAUCACAAAAAAGAGGACCAGGACCACGAUGAGGGAUUCGAGGAAGAAGACGCAGAAAUCAAUCCCACCGUCCCGGAUGUGAGGCCAACUGGGAAG
Magallana angulata is the source of this 3155-nucleotide messenger RNA. RefSeq lists its product as uncharacterized. NCBI's taxonomy places the organism in Eukaryota, Metazoa, Mollusca, Bivalvia, Ostreida, Ostreidae. The record is from RefSeq and is a predicted model, not a curated record. The transcript has a single exon. Bases 2521 to 3141 code for a protein of 206 amino acids.